Molecule: messenger RNA, 1680 nt
Organism: Coniophora puteana RWD-64-598 SS2
Lineage: Eukaryota; Fungi; Basidiomycota; Agaricomycetes; Boletales; Coniophoraceae
Exons: 11
Coding region: 1-1680 (559 amino acids)
Source: RefSeq, a predicted model, not a curated record
AUGGCUCGAUGCCCUUUUUGCCACUAUAUCGCGAAGCAGAAGCGCAACCUCGACGCCCACAAGGCCACUCACCACUUGACAGUAGACCAAUAUAGUACCGGAGAGAAACCACACGUUUGCCCAACCUUACAAUGUGGACGUGCUUUUGGUGACCCUUCUGCCCUCAUUCGCCAUCGUAAGGCCAUUCAUAAAUACGAGGCCAAACCUCGUCGGAGAAAUCUGUCGGGUCAUGGGUUCCCGCCGUAUAUGCGGCACGCGACGACCUCUCAGCUGGAGGAAGACCUAUCGUCCCUACGCCCAGAUUUGGGCAGUCAAACGUGUAGUCCAUCUACGUCGACAACAUCACUGUCGAAUACUUCGGACUUCCAGUUUCUCCAACAACCACUCCUUGGCGAUCAGCCAGGAUUAAUUUCAACGAACCAACUAUUUCCGGAGACAUUGUACACUUUCUCAGCUACAUCAGUUUCCCCUCAUGACCACUCGCUUUCUGCUUCUGAUUUUUCUACCUUUGCAGCGGGUGGCGCAAGCAAUCUCCUGUACGAUAGCCGCAGUUGUGACGGCGAUCCAUCUCAUCAGCCUUUACCACAAGGCCCAUUUGGUUCUUUCUCGACUCACUCAUCCACUGCGUACCCACCUCUUCAGAGCAAUGGGUAUCAAGGAGAUGCUGUCGCGGAUUACUUCGAUAACAUGCAAGCACGUGGUGCAUUUGAGUGCAGCACCGAGAUUAAUAACUACUCCCGGAAUAGCUUCGAAGACACUUAUUGGGGACCUAGUCAGGGUCAUCAACAUUGUCAUUUCUCGGAGCAUACUUGGCCCACCAUUCUCCCGGAAAUCCUUACUAGACUGCGCAAACCCAAAAUCAAAGUUUGCUAUCGAGCUGUGGCUGCGCUGCCGCUUACCGACAAAGUUAACUUGCAGGUCUACGUCGAUGAAGUAGGCGUAGACGACUGCGAUAUCAAGUUCUUCAUGGCAGAGGCAAUGCACAACCAUCGUGACAUGCUAUCGCUUAUCCGCCGAGAAUUGGAUGCACCACAACAUGAUGUCUCUGAAAAAGGCGAGAAUGAACCAGAUGAUCGUUCGAGAUGCUGUAACACUGGAACUUCCAAGAGCCUGAUCAUCACGGACGGACCAAGGGGCGGGGUACGCGUGAAAGUAGAGGAAUGGAUCAGACGGAGAAAGUUAACGCGGGGCCCCAAAACAACGGGGCCUCGUGCAUCUACAUCAUUUUUAUCUACCUUCUCGCGUUCGAGUCCCUGGAUCGGCCCAUUCUGCAAAGAGGUGUCCAACGAAGGGGUCGAGACUAUUCGGUUUUCCGUUUUCGUCGCGACCAACUCUUUCCCGCGAACCAUCGAGUUCGCGUAUGCUACUUCUCGUGGAAGGCACAGGAGCAAAAUAGGUGUAGAUCAGGAACCAAAUCUUCAUCCGAGGUUCAAAGGCCUAGAGAUGCUGUAUAAGAGACUCAGGCUGAUGCGAGAGGUGCCAGUCCUGUCAGUGGCGAUCCUCGAGGACAUUAUUCUCGCCGGCACGAUGAAGUAUAUGGAGUUCCGAGUCGAGCGGUUCGAGCAUUGGCGAGCGUUACAAAGCCCUUUCACAAGUGUAGGCAUCGCCGUGAAACCGCCGUUGUUCACGCGUCUGCCUACAAUGGUCGCUAACCCUCCAAAACAACCUCGAGGAGACUAA